Messenger RNA from Vespula vulgaris, 1242 nucleotides. RefSeq lists its product as uncharacterized. The transcript has 6 exons. NCBI's taxonomy places the organism in Eukaryota, Metazoa, Arthropoda, Insecta, Hymenoptera, Vespidae. Gene Ontology annotation, cellular component: membrane. The record is from RefSeq and is a predicted model, not a curated record. The coding region runs from base 51 to 806 and encodes 251 amino acids.
CAUCUUAUUCUUCAUGUCAAACAUUUACAUGUGUAUUCAUAAUUCACAACAUGGUCGAUUAUUUCUCAAACUCUAAUCCAGGAAUUUGUGAUAAAAAUGGUGAGAAAAAUGAUUUAAAAAAUUCUAUUAAUCCAUCAUUGAAGAAACAAGAUCAAAUUUUGUCUCCUGAAGAUGUAGCCUCUGAUACUUUGACAAGUCUUUUCAGUGAAACUGCAGGAUGUUUAAGCAACCAGCGAUAUAUCAAAGCACCUAUCAUUCGGCUAUCAACGAAUCAACAUGCAGCUUCUUCUUUAAUUAUGGCAUUAGUUAUGCUAUUCAUUGCUUCCAUGCAAAAUAGAGUAGAAACUAAUCUUUUAAAUAACGUGGAAAUGAAUAUGCUCUCAAUGAUUAAUUCUAAAACAAUACACUUUUCUUCAUCUACUUUGGAUACAUUUCAUAUAAUGUUUAAAUGCUGCGGAGCAAAAGGCAAUUUGGAUUGGUGUAAAAACGAAAAAUUUCUUAAGGGAAUCAAUUUCAAAACUGAUCAAAUGAAUUCUAUAAAUCUUUUAGGUCUUUACAUUUGCCAUAUCCCGAUAUCUUGUUGUGCAUCAUCUGUCGACGAAUAUAAUGUAUCUGUUGUUUCAAAUGGCCAAAAAUCAUGCUCAUCAUACCCAACACCAUGGAAUACCUAUCGUCCUGGAUGUUUAACACCAUUAAAACUUGAAGUAUAUUACAUGGGUACAUUAUACAGGGUUAUAUGCUUCACGACUAUCAUAGUAUUGCUUUUAUCUAUGGCAUCUUCAAUACUUCUCUGCAUUUAUCCGUAAAGUAAUCAUAGUAUGAAGUAUAAAAAACAAUCGCAUAAUAUAAAAAAAAUUACGAAAAAAAGAAAUUUUUCUUAAUAUAAAAUUCGUAUCAAUGUGUGUGGCAUAAAGGAAAAGAUAUCCUGUUCUAAUAACUAGGUUAUUAUCAUUUACGUAGAAAAUAUAACACGUCUAAUGUAAAUCUAAUUGAUUUAUAAACGAAAAAUUAUAUAAACGAACAUAUAUAUAUAUAUAUACAAAUAUUUAAAUUAUUAUAUUACUCACAGAAUUUUUCCAACAUUCUCGCACGUUCCGAUACCAACUAUGACAUUGUUGCCAGUACCUCUCGACGUAAUUCAAACUAACCGCGCAAGUUUUCGAACGAAUGAAUUUUCCUUUUUCUAUUUCAAAAAAAUAACCUACAAAAUAAUUCCUCAGAUAAAUCACCUCGUAAAAAUAU